Fopius arisanus is the source of this 1763-nucleotide messenger RNA. RefSeq lists its product as uncharacterized. The record is from RefSeq and is a predicted model, not a curated record. The transcript has 13 exons. Bases 122 to 1618 code for a protein of 498 amino acids. NCBI's taxonomy places the organism in Eukaryota, Metazoa, Arthropoda, Insecta, Hymenoptera, Braconidae.
AACUUGGUGAUAAGGUUCAUUGAUAGCGAGUGUCGCUCUACAUAUAAGUCGCGAGAGAUCGAUACCUUGAUCACUUCAGCUUUUGGGAAUUCAGUCCAGAUUUGGAUAUUGGGAAAUCGAUAUGAAGUACCUGGGGAUCGGACUUCUGGUUGUGGCCCUUGCUGCUUUCAGCUGGGGAGCCCCUGAGGACCAUUCGAGGGUGAAGAGGAUCUACGACAAUGAGUUGGUGAAGUUCCUUGAUGUGAAGCUGAGGAAAAUUCUCAGGGAGGGCAAUGAUACCUUGAGCGUACCGAUCAUUGAUCCAUUUUACAGCAAGGAAUUGCCUCUUGAAAUCAAUCAGGAGAAAGUAAAAGUCAAUGCAGUCAUCAAAGAAUUACACGUGGAUGGACUUGCUGGGUACAUAGUGGAUCUCGCUAAAAUCAGUAUCUCCGGGAAAGUGAGUUUCGACCUCACAUUUCCCGAGAUCAAGUCCACUGGAACAUAUUCGCUCCAGGGGGUUGUCAUGGAUGGUAUCGAUGUCUACGGAGAUGGAGAAUUCCAAGUAUCAUUGAAAAACUUCACAAUCAAGACAGUAAUCGCUGUGAAUAUCAUCGGUGAAUUGAAAAUCAAGUCAAUCAAUUUGAAAAUCGGCUUAGGAGCCCUCGAUCUCAAAGCGACUGGAAUUUUCAACGACGAGAACACCUCGAUUCUUCUCAGCGAAAUCAUCUCGGAUAUGGCACCUGAGCUGAUUUUGGACUAUCACGACCAGAUAACCACCCCCGCGUCUGCGUAUCUCGUGGAGAUUAUCAAUGUCUUACUCGCUGGAAAGAGUCUUAAGGACCUCAUAGGGAUAAAAAUUAAAAAUUUUGUGGAUAUAGUUUGGGAGAUCUACGCAACUCUUUCAUAUCGAACAUGUUGUUUCCUAAUUGCAGAAGCUAGGAUGAAGUACUUGGGGAUCGCACUUUUAAUUUUGGCGAUUGCUGGCCAGAUCCUCGGUGAAAAUGUCGCUGAAGAACGGGACUUACGGGUAGAAGCGAUCGCAGCGAGGAGCUUCAGCUCGAAGCUUCGGAACCUCCUGCAUGUGGAGCUGAGGAGAAUGCUGAAGGAAGGUCAUCCUUCCAAUGGAAUCCCUAUCAUGGACCCACUGAAUCAGGAUGUGCAUGCCUUCCAGAUCAAUAACAAAUUCGCCAAGGUACAAGGAGUCUUCUAUGAUCUAUACAGCAAUGGAGUUGCUGGUUACAAAGUUGAUCAUGCUGACGUCGGCUUUUGGUCGAAAAAGGCAACAUUCCAGCUGACAUUUCCACGAAUCUACUUCUCAGGAAACUACUCUCUCAACGGGGUUGUGCUGCAGAAGAAUAUUUACGGAAAUGGAGAAUUCCAGGCAACAGUGAAAAAUCUCAAAGUCCACGCAGUAAUAGCUCUCCAAUUUAUACCUGUCAGUGCUAAAUCCAUGAAGCUCACUAUCUCCUUGGGAGCCCUCGACUUCAAUGCCACUGGAUUGUACAACAACAAGGAGACCUCCAAAAAUUUCAGCGUACUCAUCUCAAAAAGGGCACCACAAUUUAUUGCAGAACAUCACAAUGAGAUCACUAAUUAUCUCUCCCCAAUUCUUCUUAAAUAUAUCAAUAGUGUCCUUUAGAACAUGUCGGAAUAUUUGAUCUGCGUAAUUAAUUGCGGAAUAUUGAUAAGAGUGAUUUAAUGUAUCACUUAUUAAUCGAUCGAUAGUUCUUGAUUUGUAUUAGAGAUUAAUCAAACACAAUUAAAGAACAUGAGAUAAAACUUUG